AUUCAAUUGUUUUGUCUUCAUAUUCUCUUCAAGAUGAAUGUGUUGAAGUUACAAAAGAAAUUCCCAAUACUUGGUCAAUCAGACCUUUUCCAAAUCAUUGAAGAUUUUCGAGGGAUUGAUUUGGAAGACAAUGGUUGGGCCGAAAAGAAAGACGUUAUCAAUGCAGUUUCCAAAGCUGGUACUUAUACCUAUGACGAGGCUAGAGAAACGCUUAAACAGGUUGAUGUUGACGCCUCUGGACAUGUUGAAUUGGACGAUUACGUCGAAUUGAUGGCAAAGUUGAAGGAAGGUGGUUCUUCAGGCGCCGUUGGUGGUGCUGGUUCCGGGGCCGCUCCAAUUGCUCCAUCCACUCCUCAAAGACUCAAGCCAGCUGUUGGACCUAAACCAUCAUUGUCUCCAGCCCUUUCACCUUCUGCUCCUACUCACAAAACGUAUCUUGGUGGUAAGACUUCCGGAACUACCCACACCAUCAAUGAUGAAGAACGUACUGAAUUCACCAGACAUAUCAAUUCUGUUCUUGCUGAUGAUGCUCAUAUUGGAUCUCGUCUCCCAUUUGACACUGAAACUUUCCAAAUUUUUGACGAAUGUCGUGAUGGUCUCGUACUUUCCAAAUUGAUUAACGACUCUGUACCAGACACCAUCGAUACUCGUGUUCUUAACCUUCCAGGAGCAAAGAAGAAAACCUUGAACAAUUUCCAAAUGUCUGAAAAUGCCAACAUUGUCAUCAACUCCGCCAAGGCCAUUGGAUGUAUUGUGGUGAAUGUCCACUCUGAAGAUAUCAUCGAUGGUAAGGAACAUUUGAUUUUGGGAUUGAUUUGGCAAAUCAUUCGUCGUGGUUUGUUAGCCAAGGUUGAUAUUAAACAUCAUCCAGAAUUGUACCGUUUGUUGGAAGAAGAUGAAACCAUUGAACAAUUCUUGAGACUUCCACCUGAACAAAUUUUGUUGCGUUGGUUCAACUAUCAUCUUAAAAAUGCUGGUUCUCAACGUCGUGUGGCCAAUUUCGGUCGUGAUAUCAGUGAUGGUGAAAACUAUACCGUCUUGUUGAACCAAUUGCAACCAGACCACUGUUCAUUGGCCCCAUUGAACACCCCUGACUUGUUGCAACGUGCAGACCAAGUUUUAUCCAAUGCUGAUAAAAUUGGAUGUAGAAAAUAUCUUACUCCAAAGUCAUUGGUUUCUGGUAACCCUAAAUUAAACUUGGCCUUUGUGGCUCACUUAUUCAAUACUCAUCCUGGUUUGGAUCCAAUUGAAGAAAGUGAAAAGCCAGAAAUCGAAGAAUUCGACGCUGAAGGUGAAAGAGAAGCCCGUGUUUUCACCUUGUGGUUAAACUCUUUGGACGUUGAUCCUCCAGUAGUUUCUUUAUUCGAGGAUUUGAAGGACGGUUUAGUUCUUCUUCAAGCAUUUGAAAAAGUGAUGCCUGGGACUGUAUCUGUAAAGCAUAUCAACAAGAAGCCAGCUUCUGGUGAAUUAUCUCGUUUCAAAGCAUUGGAAAACACCAACUAUGCAGUUGAAAUCGGUAAGGCCAAUAGAUUUUCCCUUGUCGGUAUCGAAGGUUCUGAUAUCGUUGAUGGUAACAAACUUUUGACUCUUGGAUUAAUUUGGCAAGUUAUGCGUAGAAAUAUUACUGAAACUUUGGCUCUGUUGGGUCAAGGUUCCAACAGCAAUUUAUCUGAUAGUGAUAUUUUGAAAUGGGCCAAUGCUCACGUUUCUCGUGGUGGAAGCGGCAGUGGAACUGUACGUUCUUUCAAGGAUCUGUCAUUGUCAACUGGUGUUUGGUUAUUGGAUGUCUUGAAUGGCAUCAAGCCUGGUUAUGUGGAUUAUGAUUUGGUUUACCAAGGUCCAAACAUUUCGGAAGAAGAAAAGUAUGCCAAUGCAAGAUUGGCAAUUUCUAUUGCCAGAAAGUUGGGUGCUUUGAUUUGGCUUGUUCCUGAAGAUAUCAAUGAGGUGCGUAGCCGUUUGAUCUUGUCGUUUGUUGGAAGUUUAAUGUGUGUCGCCGAGAAGAUGUAAGCAAAAUUGUAACUUAU
[Candida] anglica is the source of this 2024-nucleotide messenger RNA. The record is from the annotation of a GenBank genome assembly. Lineage: Eukaryota; Fungi; Ascomycota; Pichiomycetes; Serinales; Debaryomycetaceae.